AUGGCAGCAGUCACAAAGUCCCAAGAAGGAGACAUAAAUAAAUACUUUCAACCCAUUGCAGUCACAAAUAAUGCACCUGGAGCUGGAGACGAAACUAUGACUUCUAAUGAUGAUAAUAGUGGCAAUGGUAGUAUAAAUGAGAAUGAUGCAACGACAAAUCCUAAUGAUUUGGUCGAUAAUGAUAAUGAUGGGGUUGAGGCACAAAACGAUGAAGUCGACGAUGAGUAUCAACCUUUAGAUAUUGAUGAUCCAGGAAAUGGGGAUGUUAUUGAUCAAGCUUUGAGAGAUAAGUUGGUCCAAAUAGGCCCGUUGUUUAGCAAUCGCAGAAGUGAUAAGCAGUUAGCUUGCGAAGGUUUUCAAGAUUGGGGCAAUUUAAGUACAAAGCUUAAGGAACAUGAAAUUUAUGAUCAGUACUACAGAUGUAUGCUAAAAUGGACUGAAUUGGAGAUGAGAUUGAGAAAGGUACAGACAAUUGACAAAGCUGAAUUUGAUGAGGUAAUGAAAAUGCAUCUUCAUCGUAUACAAAAUAACGAAAUUCAUUAUCAUUAUCUUAGUCACAAGAUUCAAAAUGAGUUCAUAUUGAGGUUGGCCAAUGAAACGAAAAGUAUGAUUCUUAAGAAGAUACGAAAAGCUAAAUAUUUUUCUGUUAUGUUGGAUUGUACUUCGGAUGUUAGUCAUGAAGAACAAAUGACUCUUGUGAUUAGAUGUGUGGAUACUUCUGCUACUCCAGUAAAAGUGGAAGAGUUCUUCUUAGGGUUUUUAAAGGUGGAUGACUUAACUGGUCAAGGCCUUUUUGGUGUGCUUCAAGAUACAUUGAAAGAUCUUCAGCUUGACAUUGGUAACGUAAGAGGCCAAGGAUACGACAACGGCGCUAAUAUGAAAAUAUUACAUAAAGGUGUACAGAAAAGGAUGAUUCAGGUAAACCCUAGAGAAUUUUACACUCCAUGUGGUUGUCAUAGUCUUAAUCUUACUAUCAGCGAUAUGGUCAAGUGUAGCCCUUAUGGAGGUACUUUUUUCGGUGCACUUCAAAGUAUUUAUGUGAUGUUUUCAGCUUCUCCGAAGCGAUGGAAAGUUUUCAAGGAUAAGGUGAAAGGUUCAGAGGGCAUUAUAUUGAAAAACCUGUCCCAAACAAGGUGGGAGAGUCGAGUGGAAAGUGUUAAAGCAGUACGACAACAAGCCCCAAAAAUUCGAGAAGCUCUAGUGUAUUUAGCAGAAAAUUGUGAAGAGGAAAAGGUGAGGCAUGAUGCCGAGAACAUUAUUGAACGAGACAUUGAGAAUUUGAGUUCUUGCUUAGUAUGGUUAUUUGGCAUAAUCUUUUAUUCGUUGUGA
Papaver somniferum (opium poppy) is the source of this 1329-nucleotide messenger RNA. Its product is annotated as zinc finger MYM-type protein 1-like. NCBI's taxonomy places the organism in Eukaryota, Viridiplantae, Streptophyta, Magnoliopsida, Ranunculales, Papaveraceae. Bases 1 to 1329 code for a protein of 442 amino acids. The transcript is spliced from 3 exons. The record is from RefSeq and is a predicted model, not a curated record.